Messenger RNA from Diplodia corticola, 1176 nucleotides. RefSeq names its product ser thr protein phosphatase family protein. The coding region runs from base 1 to 1176 and encodes 391 amino acids. Gene Ontology annotation, molecular function: hydrolase activity. The transcript has 2 exons. The record is from RefSeq and is a predicted model, not a curated record. NCBI's taxonomy places the organism in Eukaryota, Fungi, Ascomycota, Dothideomycetes, Botryosphaeriales, Botryosphaeriaceae.
AUGACUUCCGCGCCCGGCCUUCGCAGGACGCGUUUUGUCUGCAUCUCUGACACGCACAACCAGACGCCCAAGCUGCCCAAGGGGGACGUGCUCAUCCAUGCAGGCGAUCUCACUAAUCAAGGCAGCAUCUCAGAGCUUCGCAAGACCGUCACAUGGCUGGAGAAGGCCGACUUCGAGGCCAAGAUCGUGGUGGCUGGAAACCACGACGUUACCUUGGACGAGCCGUUUUACCAUCAGCACGGCGCAUCCUUCCACAAUCAGCUUCCCCAGGAUUCUGGUGCAUGCAUCCAGCUUCUGAAAUCAUCCGCAACCAUCACCUACCUGCAGCACGAAGCCCGCACCAUACAAUUGACCGACCCUGCCGGCCCAUGUACCCGUUUCAAUGUGUUCGGCAGCCCGUACUCGCCGGAAUGUGGCUUGUGGGGCUUCCAGUACAAUCGUCGAGACGGACACAGGGUGUGGGACGCGAUUCCGUUGGACACUGAUGUGCUGAUCACCCAUGCUCCCCCGCAAUUCAAUUGUGACACAAACUCCAAGGGCCUUGCAGACGGCUGUGGAGCUUUGCGAGAGGCUCUUAUGCGCAUCCGGCCCUCUCUGCAUGUGUGCGGCCAUCGGCAUGAAGGCAGAGGAUCUGAGCGCAUCCGCUGGAAGAUCGACGUGCCAAUGGCAGCCGUCAUGGAAGAGCGGACGGACAUCUGGACAGACCCGGGGACAGGCAACAACAAGCAGUCGCUUGUGGACCUCAGCGUGAGGGGAGGCAGCCCAAUAGACAAUGACUUGGACCACACCAGCACCGUCGUGUCCAACAGCGUGUCGUUCACGCCCGCGACAGUUCAUCAGACAGCCUCGUCACAGCCUGAUGUCAUGCCGCCUGCUUUUCACCGCGAGAGCGUUUGCAGACCGUUCCAGCCUCCGUCGGCCGCCCGGCCGGCUGCGAUUGCGACAGAUCAAACGCCAGGCGACGAACAGCUCAUCUCUCGCUUGGGCGGCCGGCGGGCAGCGGCGCUUUGCGGCAGGCUGGGCAGACGGGAGACGUGCAUCGUGAACGCCGCCGUCAUGGCGAAGAGCUACUACGGAAACAGCGGUCCGAAGCGCUUCAACAAGCCGAUCGUUGUCGACCUUGAUUUACCCGCCUGGCCGGUCGAGGCUCAGGUUGCACCAGCCCCGCGAGUAUGA